This is a messenger RNA of Ambispora leptoticha, 2154 nucleotides long. The record is from the annotation of a GenBank genome assembly. NCBI's taxonomy places the organism in Eukaryota, Fungi, Glomeromycota, Glomeromycetes, Archaeosporales, Ambisporaceae.
AUGUUUUGUUUUAAUAUUUUACCCGAGGACUGUUCCGAGACCACAAUAUUUGCGACGUUACUGUUGGCAUUUCAAUCACUUGGCAUAGUUUAUGGUGAUAUUGGCACAUCCCCACUGUAUGUGUUCUCUGGUAUCUUUGAUACACCUCCAACGGACUCACGUGAUGUAAUUGGAAUUCUUUCCCUUAUUAUAUGGUCAAUAACAAUUGUUCCAUUGGUUAAAUACGUGUUGAUUGUUAUUAAGGCGGACGAUAACGGAGAAGGUGGAACAUUAGCUCUUUAUUCUUUAUUGGCACGUCAUUCUGGUCUUGUAAUUCACGGAGAAACAAGAAAGGAUGAUUUAACUAUUGGAAAUUAUGAUGCGGUCUCUAUAUCCAGCAAUAAAGAUAAACCAAACUUUAUCAAGAGAAGCAAAAAAGUUCAAAUAGUUUUGCUGAUUCUAGUCAUGUUGGGCGCCUCAUUAGUGUUAGGUGAUGGCUUGCUCACACCUGCCAUAUCAGUCAUUUCCGCGGUCGAAGGAAUGGAAGUUCAAGCACCUAAUUUGGAAAAAGCUGUGGUUCCGCUAUCCUGUGUUAUUAUAGUGUUACUUUUCAUGGGACAACAAUAUGGCACAGAUAAAGUAAGCAAAUGCUUUGCACCAAUAAUCUUUCUUUGGCUGGUAUCUAUUGCUUUGAUCGGUAUCUGGAAUAUCACCGUACAUCCGCGAGUAAUGAGAGCAUAUAACCCUUAUUACAUGUUUGAUUAUUUUACUCGCAAUGGCCAUCGAGGCUUUGAAGUGCUUGGCGGAGUUUUACUUGCGCUCACCGGAGUUGAAGCACUUUAUGCAGACAUAGGACACUUUAAUAGACGCGCUAUCGAGUUGUCGUUUACUCCAAUGGUUUAUCCGCCUUUGGUGCUUGUGUAUAUGGGUCAAGCCGCGAGAAUUAUUGAUGAUCCAACCGUUGUCUCAAAUACAUUUUGGCUCACUAUUCCUCAAACAGGGUUCAUCUAUUGGUUCAUUUUUAUUCUUGCAAUUCUUGCUACUAUUAUUGCAUCUCAAUCAUUGAUCUCUGCUACAUUUACGGUAACUCAUCAAGCAAUGCGACUGGACUGUUUUCCGAAAGUAAAGGUUGUUCAUACAUCUAGUCAUCAUCGAGGACAAAUUUAUAUUCCAGAGACAAACUUAACAACUGCAUUUGGUGUCGCUGUCGCGUCUGUCAUGCUUAUCACUACAUUUUUACUUACGAUUGUGAUUCAUGCCGUCUGGAAAUUUCACAAAGUUUUUUCUAUCGCCUUUUUAUCGAUUUUCGCGUUAAUUGAUGGCGCAUUUUUAAGCUCUACAUUGCAAAAAAUACCAGACGGUGGUUGGUUUACCUUAGCUUUUGCGUUGGUUGUCGCGAGUGUAAUGGGCAUCUGGAAAUGGGGUACAACUCUUCGAGUGGAAUACGAAUUGAAAAAUAAAAUAAAACUUGAUGAUUUAUUUAUGGAUGAUGAGUACUCGGGAACGACGUCGUCGGAAAAUGAAAAUAAUUCUUCUGCAAGCAACAAAAUCAGCAACGUCAAUCUUCAAGAUGAAGCAAUCACAUCUACCGUAAUCACAUCUACAACAAUCACGAUACGGCAGUCUCAAAGAAAACAACUGCGAUUAUUAGGAAGUGGAUUAGAAGUACAACGAUUGCCCGGAAUCGGCCUUUUUUAUCAAGAUUCAGGCCUGGGCGUCCCAUUGACAUUUAGUCACUUUAUUCAGCAUCUUCCAGCUGUUCCGGAAACACUAAUCUUUAUCUCAAUACGACCGGUCGCCGUACCAUAUGUUGGUGAAGAAGAUCGACUAGUAGUACGCAAAGUCAGGCAGUAUGCCGGAAUUUACAAAGUUAUCGCAAGAUAUGGAUACAUGGAACCUAUCUCCCAAUCACACGACUUUAUUCGAAACCUAAUAGAAGUUAUUCGUACUAUUGAUCCUGAACAAAAUUCGUUAAAACCGGAAGCGAAGCCUGAAGAUCAAGCUAUCACUUAUGUUCUUAGUCGGCAGAAGAUCGUCCCUGGCGCUAGCAAUUGGAUGAGAGAAAUGGCGUUACGGUUUUUCGUGUUUUUGAUCAAUAAUUCUAGAGAGCCACAUAGUAAUUGGAAGAUUCCUUCGGAAGAUAAUAUUGAUGUCGGAAUGGCUAUACCUUUGUAA